Vicugna pacos (alpaca) is the source of this 3262-nucleotide messenger RNA. The record is from RefSeq and is a predicted model, not a curated record. Lineage: Eukaryota; Metazoa; Chordata; Mammalia; Artiodactyla; Camelidae.
AUGACUUCAGCCUCCUCUUUCCCCACUUCCUCAAUUCAGCUUCUCCCACAGGUCCAGGAGCAGCUGCAUCUCUGAGGAGAUGCUGGUGGCUUCAGGGUCACACCUCACAGACUAAGGUCCCAGACAAAGCCAGUCUGAGUGACAGUGGCUGAGCAGGCGCCCAUGAUCCAUGGGCCACGUAUGCAGAGCAGGCAGCCGCUGCCAUGCUCCAGGCGGCCGGGCCGGGGGAGCCGGUGCUCCCGGGAGGGAGGCAAGCCCUUCGUGUUAACCCUUUUGCCCUGGGCUGGCUUUUGUGAUGUGGCCACCUCCACUGGCCCCCUGGACGGGCUCCAUGGCCUUUUCUGAACUCCUGGACUGUGUGGGCAGCCUGGGCAGAGUCUGGGUUCUCCAGACAGUGGCCCUGGUGGUCCCCAUCAUGUGGCUGACCACUCAGAACAUGCGGGAGAACUUCUCGGCUGCCGUGCCCAGCCACGGCUGCUGGGUGCUCCUUGUGGACAACAGCACUGCCCAGGCCAGCAUCCCUGGGGCCCUGUGCCCCGAAGCCCUCCUGGCCAUCUCCACCCCACCAGGCCCCAACCAUGGGCUCCACCAGUGUCGCCACUUCUGCCACCCACAGUGGCAGCUCCUGGACCCCAAUGUCACGGCCACCAACUGGAGCGAGGCUGCCACCGAGCCGUGCGUGGACGGCUGGGUCUAUGACCGCAGCACCUUCACGUCCACCAUCAUGGCCAAGUGGGACCUGGUGUGUGACUCUCAGGCCCUGAAGCCCAUGGCAUCCAUCUACCUGGCUGGGAUCCUGGUGGGAGCUGCCGUGUGUGGCCAAGCCUCUGACAGGUUUGGGCGCAGGCUGGUGCUGACCUGGAGCUACAUUCAGAUGGCCGUGUCGGGCACUGCAGCUGCCUUUGCCCCCACCUUCCCCAUGUACUGCCUGUUUCGCUUCCUGGUGGCCUUUGUCGUGUUGGGUGUCAUGAUGAACACUGGCAUUCUCUGUAGGGCCCUGACCCCAGGCCAUGCAGGGGAGGCUCGUGCCGGCUCCCAGACUGACCCAUAGGGUCUCCUUGCAGUGAUGGAGUGGACGUCAGUGCAAACCCUGGGCUUCAGCUGCGGCCAGGUCCUGAUGGCUGCAGUGGCCUAUGGUGUGGUGUGCGUGACUGCACUGCUGCAGCUGGCUGUCUCCACCCCCUUCUUCCUCUGCUUUGUGUAUUCCUGGUGGCUGGGGGAGUCAGCACGAUGGCUCAUCAUAAUGGGCAGGCUGGAGCCGGGCCUGCAGGAGCUGCGGAGGGUGGCUGUCAUCAACAGGAAGAGGGCAGUAACGGAGCCCCCCACCCCCCAGGUCUUGCUCUCAGCCAUGCAGGAGGAGCUGAGUGUGGGCCAGGCUUCUGCCAGGGGCGCUCUGCUCCGCACGCCUGGACUGUGCCUCCGGACCUGCGUCUCCGCCCAGUGCUGGUUUGCCUUUGGGUUUGCCUUCUUCGGCCUGGCCCUGGCCCUGCAGGCCCCAGGCGGCAACAUCUUCCUGCUCCAGGUUCUCAUCAGGGUCGUUGAUAUUCCGGCAAAGACCGGCGCCGUGCGGCUGCUGAGAAGCCUGGGCCGCAGGCAUACGGCGACAUCCCUGGUGCUAGCCGGGCCCCGCAUCCUGGCCAAGACACUGGUGCCCCCAGAUAUGGGGGCCCUGCCUUCAGCCCUUACCAUACUGGGGCUCGGUGGGGUGGGGGCCGCCUUCCACUGCAUCACCAUCUAUACUGGCGAGCUCUUCCCCACCAUGCUCAGGAUGACCAUGGCAGGCCUGGGCCAGAUGGCGGCCCAAGGGGGAGCCAUCCUGGGGCCUCUGGCCUGGCUGCUAGGCGCACAUUGCGCCUCGCUGCCCCUGCUGGUGUAUGGGGCAGGGGCAGUGCUGAUCACCCAGAGCCUGCCGCUGCCUGACACCAUCCAAGAUGUACGGAGCCAGGCGGUAAAGAAGGCAACACACAGUGCCCAGGGGCAUCCUGUCCUAAAAUCCAUACGGUUUUAGGCCUCCUGGGAAGCCUGCGAUGGGAUGGUGGGAAGAGCCUCUUCUCUGCAGAAGAAGAGCAAAGGCAUCGAUUUCUGGAGGGCCUGGGGGCUGCCCCAUCAGCCAAGCCCAACCUCUCCCUGCUUAAGGAGCUGCCUUCAACACAGAAGGGGGCAAAGGGUGGUGUGACUGGCAGGAGGCUGCCUAGGCCACCAGCACCCGACCUUCCCUCAAGGCUGCAAAGAGGAUGGGAGGCCGGGUCAUAGAAGGGGCAGGACUCAACCGUGUGCUCCCCUCACUGCCUCUGAGCUCAGAGUCUGAGCAUCCCCUGUGCUCAAAACCUCCCCACACUCCAGCCAUACGGCCAGUGCCCCCGGCCACGUCUUCUGCUUGCAAUGCCUCUGCCACCUUCUCCACCUGACGUACACCCCCACUCAGGCUCCCAGACCCAGGGCAACGGCCUCUUUCUGAGGCCCAGCCCAAGGCACUAGUGAAAUUCUUACCAUGGCCACAGCCACAGCUUGUACCCGACCCCACAAGCCUAUGAAUUCCCAGAGGGUUGAGGUGGUCCACUUCCCAAUAUCCCCAGCUCCCAGGGGCACUGGUGUGAAGGAGAUGAGAGAGUGAACAAAGGAACAAAUGAAUGCCCCUCACUGACUCCAGUGAUGAGUCCCAGGGUCUGCCCAGGUUGGGGGCUCUUGUUGGGCAGCCCUGUCCCAGGCCAGCUUUCCUGCCCCAAGUGCCAGCCGUGUGGCUUCUCUUUCCAGCCCCUGCUGUAGGCCAGGCGCCAUGCUGGACGCCUCAAGGCAUCAUCUCACCUCUUUUCCUGAACCCUUUGAGGGAGAUUUGCCCCAUUUCACUUAGGGAAAAACUAAGGCUCGGAGAAACUGAUUACGUGUGACACACAGCUAGGAGGGGGCAGAAUCAGGAGUCACGCCCAGGUCUGAAGGUCUCCAGAGCCCAGCUCCAGCCACAACACGUCCAGCCUACCCUCCGUCCUCACAACUGGGGAAGCCGUCCAGUGAUGCUUCUUAAGGCAGGAGCUCCCUCAGAACCACCUCAAGGAGGAAGGGCAUAGCUCUAGUGGUAGAGUGCAUGCUUAGCAUGCAUGAGAUCCUGGGUUCAAUCCCCAGUACCUCGUCUAAAAAUAAAUAAACUUAAUUAUCUACCCCCAAAAGUUAAAAAAAAAAAAGGGAAACAUCUUGGACCCCGUCCCCCAACACUGCUUAGAGGGGAACCUGGAACCUGGAACCUGGUGCAAGGACUUAGACAGAA